Molecule: messenger RNA, 1243 nt
Organism: Alnus glutinosa
Lineage: Eukaryota; Viridiplantae; Streptophyta; Magnoliopsida; Fagales; Betulaceae
Product: probable carboxylesterase 4, mitochondrial
Exons: 1
Coding region: 68-979 (303 amino acids)
Molecular function (GO): hydrolase activity
Source: RefSeq, a predicted model, not a curated record
UAGAAAUCACAACCCCUCUCUCUCUCUCUCUCUCUCUCUAUCUCUGUGCACUUGCUUUUUGCAAUUGAUGGCGUCAGGCACCACCAAUGAAAUAACCCAUGACUUUCCACCAUUCUUUAAAGCCUACAAUGAUGGUCGCAUAGAGAGGUACAUGUCCCAUGACCACGUCCCGGCUGGCCUAGACCCACACACUCGAAUACAAUCCAAAGACGUUGUCAUAUCGCCCGAAACCGGUCUAUCGGCCCGGAUCUUCAUCCCCAAAAUCAACGGCUCUGAUCAUCAAAAGUUGCCGCUUCUCGUCCACUACCACGGCGGAGGCUUCUGCGUCGGAUCACCGUUCGACACAAUUUCUCACAAAUUUCUCACGUCUCUGAUUUCCCAGGCCAACAUAAUAGUUGUUUCUGUUGACUACAGGCUGGCCCCAGAGCACCCGCUUCCAAUUGCCUACGAUGACUCCUGGGCCGCGCUGCAGUGGAUCGGUACUCAUUCUAACAAGCAAGGACCCGAGCCGUGGCUGACCCAGCAUGUGGAUUUCGGGCGGGUUUUCUUGGCGGGUGAGAGCGCAGGGGCCAACAUAGCCCACCACGUGGCAGUCCGAGCUGGAUUGGCUGGCUUGAAGAUCGUCGGGGUACUGAUGGUGCACCCCUUCUUCGGGGGCAAAGAGCGUGAUGAAAUGUACAAGUUUUUGAGCCCCACGAGUACCGGGUGUGACGAUGACCCGAAACUAAACCCGGAAGUUGAUCCGAAUUUGUCGAGCAUGGGGUGUGAUAAGGUCCUGGUGUGCGUGGCAGAGAAAGACUGGCUGAAAGACAGAGGGGUGGCCUACUAUGGGACUUUGGGUAAGAGCGGUUGGGGGGGUAACGUGGAAAUAUUGGAAACUAAAGGAGAGGACCAUUGCUUUCAUUUGUUCAACACUGAGGGUGAAAACGCUGCCGCAUUGAUGAAAAAGCUGGUUGAUUUUAUUAAUAUUGGAUUAUAGCCUAGGUGAAUGAAAAAUAUGAAAAAUUCGUACCUAUAUUCUUUAAUGGUCCUUACCCUUUGGCCUUUACUGAAUGAAAAUAAAUGUGUUUUGAGUGCGUGGGUAUGGUUUUUUCAUAGCAAAAUUCAAAAAAUACUAUUUAAUAAACAAUUAUAUAAUUAUUAUAUAAUUGGGAUGAUAUGAAAAUGACAAUGACAUUUAGAUUUUAAUUUUUCUUUGUACAAGUGAAUUUUAUUGAUCUAAAGGUUGAUUUUUACUGCUCCA